Messenger RNA from Dinoponera quadriceps, 5103 nucleotides. RefSeq names its product dynamin-binding protein-like. Gene Ontology annotation, biological process: intracellular signal transduction. The coding region runs from base 259 to 3948 and encodes 1229 amino acids. The record is from RefSeq and is a predicted model, not a curated record. Gene Ontology annotation, cellular component: cytoplasm. NCBI's taxonomy places the organism in Eukaryota, Metazoa, Arthropoda, Insecta, Hymenoptera, Formicidae. The transcript is spliced from 9 exons. Gene Ontology annotation, molecular function: protein binding; guanyl-nucleotide exchange factor activity.
UAAGCAUCGAACCAUCUUAUAUCUUAACAUAUUUGAUACAUAUUGACGUAUGUAACUCGAGUGAAACGAUAUUAAUAGCCUGACACAUUAUAUAACGCUGCCACACGCAUAUAACGCUUGCUAGGACGCAUUGAGAGUGCGAAAAAAUCAAUAAUCUCAUUCAUUCGUCGCGGCACAGGGAUAUUUUUUACUGCGACGAUGAUAAUACUGAUUGUGCGAGGCUCAGUGAUGCUCGCACACUGCCACACGUAAGCUCGUAUGCCACGUGACAACCACUUUAUCGGAGCAGUAUCAUUUGUCAGCCUAGUCCGCUUCCGACAAGCUCAGUGUCGCGAGAACGGCGAUUGCGGCUGCUUCGUGGAGAUGGAGCCGGGGACGUUGGCGAGGGUAUUGCACGAUUUCUUCACGACCGUCGACGGAGAGCUGAGUCUCUCCAAAGGACAUUACUUCCUGAUAUACGAGAUAGUGGACAAACAUUGGUGCUCGGGUCAAUCUCAAGACAGGGUUGGCAAGUUCCCCUUAAGUCAUCUGCAUAAAGUGGAAAUUCCAGAGUUUAGUCAAGCAGAAAGACUGUUUGUAGCUAUCGCUGGCUUUCCUGGGCAAGAAACAGGAGACUUGUCCUUUGCACAAGGGGACCUCAUAAUUGGAACUAGAGACAUAGGCUCAGGAUGGUGCAUGGGCAGAACAAGUUCCAAUACUGGAAUUUUUCCUACAACGCAUACAUGGGAACUCGAUACAAUACUGAUAAAGAAAACAUCAAGGAAAAAAUCAAUAAGAAGGAAAGCUAAGGUAAACACAACGCUGAAAGCACAACUUGAAGAAGAAUUAGACUUAAUUGCAGGAGAAGUGGUCACUGUCACAGAGAUCUUGGAUGACGGCUGGUGUCGUGGAAUAACAGAAAAUGGAAAGGAAGGCACAUUUCCGGAAGGAUUUAUAUCUUACACAGAUGUGGAUGAAGAUAGCACCGGUCAAGUGGAAAUGAGCACAACGAGAAAUAACUUAACAUGGCCCACAUCAUACAGUAGCGCAGUUUACAGCAAUCUCGGUGAAGCCACUUCCGUGACUCCACCCAUACCUGAGGAACCUGCUCCAAAUUACUUUGAUUUAUUCCCGGAAGCUUUGGCAUCCACCAGCAGCACGGCAGACACACAAUGUGACACUCACCCCAAGUCCGUCGACGUUAAACCGUAUGCCAUUACGUUGUAUCCAUUUAACGCACAGUUUCCAAAUGAGCUGAGUUUCGGAGCGGGUGAAGUGGUGCAUCUCACCAGACACAUCGAUUCCGAGUGGAUGGAGGGCAUGAUCGACACCACUAAGGGCAUCUUUCCAUCGUCUUAUGUCAACAUUAUAGUCGAUUGUGUGGAAGCUGAGAAUAUUCAGGCUCAGCCCGAAGUCGAUGCGAUUCCGGCGAAGAAGCACGCCCUGGAGCCGGGCGUUACUGUGAAAGUAUUGUACACCUUCGACGCACAAAUGGACGGUGAUUUGAGCGUUCACGAGGGCGAUGUCGUUACCGUAGUGGACACGGCGAACGAGGAUUGGGUGAAUGUGAAGAAUAAAAGCGGCCUGGUCGGCUUGUGCCCGAGAGAAUAUCUAAGCUCGGCGUUGGAUCAUUCUUCGAGCCAGCUGCCAGAAUCAACGGAGGGAUUGGAGGACUUCGUGGUGAUUAGACAUAAAGAAGAGAAUGUUACGACGAGUGAGGAACAAAAGCCAAAGAGAAUGUCGCAACCACACAGACCAGCACCGCCAGCUCCGGCUCCAGGCAGAGUGCCGCUGCAGAAGGAUGCUGCGGCGAACGCAGAACCUUCCGUGCAGGGAGGAAGUGAAAGAAACGAAUCCGUGACCGACGGUGCGAUUGAUAUAAGAGAAAAGCGUGCCGACCAACGACAAAACGUGAUCUCGGAACUGGUUAUAACGGAAAAAGAGUACGUUCGCGAUUUAAAGCUGACGUACGAAACAUUUAACUUGUACGAUCCGAAUUCUCUUACGUCGAAAGGGAUCGACGUCUCCACGUUAUUCGGCAAUAUCUUGGAAGUUAUUCACAUUGCCGAGGAAUUACUGGAUAUGAUCUUGAGAGCGAUGAAAGGUCGCGAUGAGAGCUUGCAGAUGAUCGGACCUUGUUUCGUGAAAAUGGCCGAGAAACUGAAAACUGUUUACGUCAAGUAUUGCGGCAACCACGAAGCGUCGUUAACUUUGCUGAAAAAGUAUGAAAAUAAUGAGGAAAUUAUGAGGAUAUUUAACAAGGGUAUUGAAGCAUUGCGCCAUCAGAUCGCUUGCUUCGAUAUGAGCUCCAUCCUGAUAAAACCGGUUCAAAGAAUCUUGAAAUAUCCUCUCAUAUUAUACGAAUUAAUAAAGUGCACGGAGGACAAUCAUCUCGAUAAAGCAACUACAGAAGAUGCGUGGAAGGCCAUGACGAACGUGGCUAGCUACAUUAACGAGUACAAACGUAGGAAAGAUAUCGUAUCCAAAUAUUUGGACAAUGAUAACACGCUAAUCGGCAAAAUGUCGAAAUUAAGCAUGCAUUCUGUAGCGAAGAUGUCUACAAGACUGAGCACGAGAUUAUCAGCGAGCCUGGGACUGACGAAUGUGGCGUGCGACGUUCAGUUCGAGGAGCUAGAAAAGCAAUUUAGAUCUAUUGAGAAGUGCACGUGGCAGUUGGCGAAAGACGUCGAACAAUGCACGGUGCAUUUGAACGAGGAGGCUAUGUCUGGUGACGUGAUAGCCGAAUUUUUAGGUCACUAUUAUCAAGGAACCACUUCCGACGUGAAAAGAUUUCAAGAGAUAAGGUCCACCAUUUGGUCGCAGUACAUGCCAGAUUUUAAAUCAUGCAUCGAGAAGAGAGUCAACGCGCCGCUGCAUUUGCUAGCGACUUUGUUAGAAGGACCGGCGGUUCUGAUAUCGAAGAGGCACGAUAAGUUGUUGGAUUACGACGCUGCUAUUUCUAAGAGUGAGAAAUAUAAAGAAUCAAAAAUUGUACAAGAGGAAUUAUUUACCGCCAAGAGUAAUUACGAGGCGCUGAAUCAGCAAUUGCUGGAGGAAUUGCCUAUAUUGUUGGACUCGGCGGCAAACAUUCUAGUUAGUUGCAUAAGUGCCUUCGCUGGAGCUCGGAAGUUGCUAAGCGGGAGGAUUACCAAGCAAUAUCUGACUCUCUGCGAGGCGUCGCCGCACUUGUCGACGCAAGACGUGCUGGAAUCGUUCCUCGUGAAUCAUAACUUGGUAUGGAAUCAAAUAACACGUUUCGCAUUUGCCGGUACGAAUCCUCGAGUGGACGAGGAAGGCCAGGCUCAACUUUGCAUGCAGUCCGAGAAGCAGAGGAUCCGGCUCAGAGAAAAAUACGCUGCCGAUAAGUUGUACAUAGUGGUCGAGGACGUUGCCAGUACGUCCGCGUUAGACGUGGGCGCUGCGAGGGGCACUUUGGUCGCCGCCAUAAAGAAGCAGGAUCCGAUGGGAGACCCCGCGAAAUGGUACGUCGACACCGGGAUCACUCAAGGAUUUCUGCCGUCGCAGAAACUGAAACCGGCCCAGCAGAGUCCACCUCGCGAUUCCGCUGCGGCGACGAACGUCGCUGCGACUAGGAAGAGCCCUCCGAAUCUGAUGUCGUUGGAUUCUCCGGAGAAGGAGGUCAGGAAGGCGUCUCAGUCGCAUCUGCAGGAUUUGCUUUCGUUAGAUAUGAAUAAAGAACCGAGAGUGAGUCGCACUUACAGUAACAUCCCAGAAACACCGAGGGUUCAAGUGUAUCAGAAUAUAAACAGCGAGUUUUACUACGCGAUGUACGAUUUCGCUGCGAAUAUACCGGGCACGUUGUCCAUUAUGAAUGGCCAAGCUCUGAGACUGCUUAGACCGCACGACGAGAAAGGAAACGACGAAUGGUGGCUCGUAGAGAAUCGUGACGGUAAGCAGGGGUAUGUUCCACGGAAUUACUUACAUUCUAAAGUUAAACCGAAGUCAUAACGAUGAAAUUAGGCCGAGGCGCACGCGUUUACAUUUAUAUAUAGUAUUGCAAGCCCAUUUGAAGAUCAUUUAUUAGUAGAGCGCUUGUAUCAUUGAGGAAUCGCGCGCAGAUUUCUCCGGUCAAAUUCAUCUGGUGUUUUUAUCUAUUUAAGAUUAUUAAACUGAAACUUUUACAAGGUUAUAAUGAAGUAUCAAUGCUAGUAUUUGAAGAUAGCUUUCUUAAUUCCCUUUUUAGUACUUAGAUUUGUACAUACUUGAUAUUUUAUAUACUUUUUAAAGUUUUUACACAUACAUAUUUAUGUUACCCAAUUGUUACUUGUGUGUAUAAAUGUACAUAGUGUUUUACCGGUGCAAACUGUUUCCUCUGUGAUUGUCGUUAUUUUCAACUGUACGAAGUCAGUAAUCGAUAUUAUAGCACAGCGAUAACGCAAUAACAACAAUAACGCAUAUUCUUGCCUAACAAGAUAAAGUUCUGAUGGAACAUUUUUGUCACAAAGAGUGAUGUAUGCGGCGUACCUAUCAAACGUAUAUAUACAUUAACGAUCGAUUUUUCUACUCGCAUACACUUCACCUCCUACCUCCCUUUACACAAUUAUGCUAAUCUUUUUAUCAAAUUUGCUGUUAUAAUUUCGAAUAUAUAUUUGUACAUAGUAUUACAAUCUCCGAUAAAUUAUAUGCUAUUUAAAAAUUAUGAAUAUUCACUCCGUGAAGAUAUUAAUAAAAGUAUUAUAUACAGAACUUCAAUCAGUCAAUCACUUGUCCGAUUUGACACGAGUGUUCUUUUGGUUUCAUAAGGAACCAUUUAAAUAUUUCCACCAAUGAUCUUUGAGAACUCCCUCAUUUAGUAUAUUUAAUAUUUAAGAAAAAAUAUUCAUAUCACACCAUUUUGAUGCCACGAGUCUGUUACGGGAUCAAUAAAACUUGAAUCAGCUCGCAAAGUCAUCUUUGAACCUUUCAUGCCUCUUAUCAUGUUCCACAUUAUCCCAAAGUGAGUUGCUAAGAUUAGUAGCAUCCUAAUGAAUGAAACAUUGCGAUUAUUAAUAAGGAACACGAUAUGUCGAUUACCGUCUCUUUUGAAUCACCGACAUUCGUAGUCAUUAAUUAUUUAAUUUGUAAAUAUAAUAUCAGAAGAAUACCGAAACAUUCGAUAUAAAU